UAUCGAGCGCGCCUUGGAGCAGAUGCGAGCUCGGUUCGUGGAGGUGAACGGUCCUCACGUGCAUGCUAAUGUGUGCUUUGUGGAAGUCUAUAGUAACCGACAGCCCCAGGGACAGGACUUCACAGAUACCACCUUUUAUUUUCUAAAAGCCUCCUGCUUUCGUCAAUCGUCAGAUUUCAUUCUCGAACCAUGCGCUUCCUUCAACUACUCUCCGUCUUGCUUGCCACUGGCGUGCUGGCAAUGAGAGCUUCAAGCUGCCCUCCGUUCCCUUCUUCGAUGGUCGAAUUCUCUUCUGAAUUCAAUCAGCCAGAUCCUCCUAUGGUAAAGGCUGAGUAUGAGACCAACUUUAUCCAACACAAGUGGAAUCAAAACCUGUCGCACGUCACAACCGGUUUCAUCAAUAGCUCGCCAUCUCAGAGUUUCGUUUGGGUUGAUGAAGCUUUCAAUGGUAGCCUGGCCUCGUCCUUCUUCAAUUAUGCCAACUCUACCACGGAAGGUUUGGUGGACAACACUAUGACCACCUUUGAUCACAAAUCCAAUAAGCCAACUAUAUGGAAGGGAUACGUCAACUCGAACUUCCCUUUGUUUCCUGAAGAUAUACUAGUCAAGAAUGGUGCUGUUUUUGGCGGGCUGGUCCGGCGACAGUUCAACGAGAACCUUGUGGCAGCUUGGAAUAUUAUGUACCAGGGAGCUAUUCCGGCCACAGUCUACGUGAGCAACUGCAAUGUCAUCGUUGGAUACGACUAUUUUUCCCCUGAAUUGCGCACCAGAGUUAUCACUGAAUACUUCAAUAUCCAGGCCUAAGCUGCCUCAACAUCAUAGGGUCGUGGUUGAGCCGUUCGCGCCAGAACGAGUGCUGGCGAGUUUGUUUCAUCAACCAGUGUCGAAUCCCGUUUUCUCGAUGACGUAACAAUCAAGUGAUAGAGCUAGUAUAGUGCACAUGUGUAG
Aspergillus alliaceus is the source of this 948-nucleotide messenger RNA. RefSeq lists its product as uncharacterized. The record is from RefSeq and is a predicted model, not a curated record. NCBI's taxonomy places the organism in Eukaryota, Fungi, Ascomycota, Eurotiomycetes, Eurotiales, Aspergillaceae. The coding region runs from base 190 to 804 and encodes 204 amino acids. The transcript is spliced from 3 exons.